Messenger RNA from Zingiber officinale, 1604 nucleotides. RefSeq lists its product as uncharacterized. The record is from RefSeq and is a predicted model, not a curated record. Lineage: Eukaryota; Viridiplantae; Streptophyta; Magnoliopsida; Zingiberales; Zingiberaceae. The transcript is spliced from 9 exons. Bases 280 to 1017 code for a protein of 245 amino acids.
UACCAUUCCGCUCUUCUUCCUGGUUCCUCUUAUCUUCCUCGACCUCUCCUACCUACCUGUUAACUUUUCAGUGUUUAAAUUCGAUUGGAGUCCAUUGUGAUGUUGGUUCAUUCAUGGCGGAACAUUCUUGCUCGAUUCGUGGUUUUAGGGCCUUAGUGCGCGUUUUCCUUUCCUCGAUUUGCUGCUUUCCGUAUUAAUUUGGGCGAAUUGGGCAGCACAAGAUCAUACGAAUCGGAUCCGCAUGCUUUGAAAAGUUUUUUUUUCUCUCUUUGGUUUCAUAUGGGAUCAACCGACGAAGCUAUUGAAAUUGACGUCUUGGAGAGACGAUUAUUAUCAGGUUCAGUUACAAAUCGAUAUAAUGAAGCUGAAGAAGACACAAUCCUGCACACUGCAUCCUUUUAUGAGAUGGAAGAAAAAUAUGUCAAGUACCAAACGGUUCAAUGGAUUCUGUAUUCCUUGCUUCUGAUGCUAGCAUGGGGAAUUGGGGCCUUGAUGUUGCUAUAUUUACCAAUUCGAAGACAUAUCUUGCGAUCUGACUUCCGCUCUCGCAAGCUAUAUGUGACUUCCAAUGCUAUUGUGUAUGAGGUAACAAGACCAGUAGCUUUUCCUUGUUUUGGAGUUUUGACGAAAGAAAAGCAUGUAGUGCUUGCCUCAGUUGCAGAUAUUGUAGUUGAACAAGGUUAUUUGCAAUCCUUCUUCGGCAUAUUUUCUGUCAGAAUAAAGAAUACAGGUGUACGAAGGCCUCCAAGUGAUGAUGUUCAAAUCCUAGGAAUUUCUGAACCUGGGGCUUUCCGCAAGGCUGUUCUGAUGCAUCUUUCAAAUACGAGGAGUGAUAUUCUCAGCAAGCAAAUUUACAUGUCUGAAGAUCCUCAUACACUUGGUUCUGGUCCAUCUACCAGUUGGGUUCCCCCUCCUGGAGAUAUUAUAUUGCAGAAACUUGAAGAGAUUGGAAAUUCUGUCAAGAAAGUGCAAGCUUUAAUUGAGAAGAAAUUCCAAGCACCAGAGCUUUCAGAUUGAGGUAAGCAGACUUAUUGAGGUUGAAGAAAUCAGUUUUUCAAUAAAUGCGACUUUUGGAACAUUAUAAAGCAUUGCCAAAUUGAAGCACAAUUUCAAUUUUGAUAUAUUUGAUCUAAUGGACUUCUUAGCUUUCUUGUUUGCAUAUAUUGUUGUAAAUGCUAUCACUUACAUCUGGCAAGGUCCAUUCAAAUGAUGAAAGAUCCCACUUUGUUCCUCAUUUCUCGAGUUUUAUUAUUUUCCGAGAUUCGCAUGGGCCAUUAAAUAUUAAUUGAGAUUUAUUAUUUUCUCUGCCUAAGUUGUUGGAUAACGUCGAUCCUGGGAUGACCAAUUCGGUCUCACGGAAAUUUUUUACCGGUCACCAGGAUAAAUCAGGAAGCGCUCGUAGCGGGCAGUCCAGGAGCUCAGCAUCAUUUAGUUGCGUGACUCAUUUGGAAGAAUUUUUUUUUAUAAAUUUGUCAUAACUUAAGCUCGAAUAGUGGAUAUUUGGGUAAUAAUUUGGAUGUCUUGUCACGGGGGUAAUAGAUGAUUGAUCUAAGAAUAUUAAGUUCAUGGAUAUUAUUUAUUUAUAACUAUAGAAAAUUUUUAUA